Molecule: messenger RNA, 765 nt
Organism: Saccostrea cuccullata (small rock oyster)
Lineage: Eukaryota; Metazoa; Mollusca; Bivalvia; Ostreida; Ostreidae
Exons: 6
Coding region: 1-765 (254 amino acids)
Source: RefSeq, a predicted model, not a curated record
AUGCAAGGUCAUCAAAUACGAAUAUUGGUGGUCGUUUGUCCACACGAAAAUUCUCCUACUUGUCCAGCAUUCAAAAUGAACAGUAAAAUCAAAUUUUGGACACACUUGAUUUGCAGUCAUGAUGAUUUUGAAAGUGUUCCUUGUAUCGAAAAUGAAUUGGCAAAAACUGUAUUUGAUUGCUUUUUGGACUUGGUGAGGAUGAAAUUGAUGUCUGGGUCACGUGUUACAGGGAAAUCAGAACCUUCAAAUGACAUCUCAGCAAUAGCAGAAGAUAGAGUGCAAGGACCAGUUUUUCAAGAAUAUAUUGAAAACGUAUUGGGUGUUCCGUUGCAUUGGAUUGACAGAAACUCGCAAAUGGUGCCGGAUUUAGCAAUUUGUCUAAAUACAGACAAUAUUGAACGUUCAGUGCAAUUAUUACAGGACAAAAGCGCAGAAGAUACCAUUUUGGUUAUUAUUAAUCAUUGUGAAGAAGGGGUGCCCAUUAAAAGAUCGACCAUUUUCAACAGCAGAUUUUCCAGCGUUAUAGAUUUGCGUUUUAGUGAAUGCUUCAAUAAAUUUUAUGGUAAUGAUACUUCGAUUGAAGAAUUGAAAAAACUUCUUUCUGGAAAUAAAGGAUUUGAAAUUGCAGAAGAUACAUGUAACAUGGUGAGAAGACAAAAACAGCAAGGGCAAACCAUAUUUUCAUCGUCAAUGGACGCAAAGAAAGAGUCUGGAGUAGAAGAAUGGACACUUGUAGAUCGUGAAGCAGACCACCAAGCGCAGUAA